Messenger RNA from Malania oleifera, 1818 nucleotides. RefSeq lists its product as uncharacterized. The coding region runs from base 326 to 1504 and encodes 392 amino acids. Gene Ontology annotation, cellular component: chloroplast. The transcript is spliced from 6 exons. Lineage: Eukaryota; Viridiplantae; Streptophyta; Magnoliopsida; Santalales; Ximeniaceae. The record is from RefSeq and is a predicted model, not a curated record.
AAAAUAUCUGAGAAAGAAAAAAAAAAAGAAGAAAAACACACGCCCGCACAAGCGCGCACUGCUUGUAUUUGUGAAAAAAAAAAAAAAAAAAACACUUACUGCAGAUGAGAUGAGGUUCCAAAUUUUCAGUUCACAAAUGAUUUGCUCGACCACGACUCCUCCUCCUCUCCUCCGCCAUUCGAAAUUCAUACCCAGCGCGCAUCGGUGCACUCUUCUCUCCUAAUUCACACUUCAUACUUCCCUGCUUUCUCCUCCACAACCAAGACUCCCCAAGAAUACAAGAGCUCAAUUCUUGAGAAGCAAUUGAGCUGACCCGGUUGAAUCCAUGGCCGUUGCUUCAUUGCUCGAACCCACUCGUUGCUUCAGCCCUCUGCUACACGCCUUCCCGGUUCGAUCCGCAGCGCUAGAACCCAGGAAAAUUGCCACUGGUUUCAUCAGACCCGCAAAGCUUAGCGGAAGAGCGAAAUUCUGCGUCAGUUGCGUGGUUGGCAAAUCGGAGAAGCUGGGUUAUGAAUCAUUGGGAAAACAGAGAUCGAUGAAGAGCCAAUUUGAUGAAAUUGUUGGGGGAAUCUUGAAGGCCCUCAAGGCAUUCCAAAAGCCCGCCAUAACGGUUCUAUUGUUGGGAUUGUUGUUGAUGUAUGAUCCCAAUUCAGCACUGGCCGCGUCGGGCGGCAGGAUGGGAGGGAGGUCAUUUUCGUCGUCUUCGUCGUCAAGGAGUUAUUCUACCCGGACGGCGAGCCCUGGUUUCUCAUAUUCAGUGCCAUACUAUGCGCCUUCCCCAUUUGGGUUCGGUGGCGGCGGUGGCGGGCUUUAUGUUGGACCAGCAUUUGGGAUUGGUGUGGGUGCUGGGUCUUCUUUCUUUCCGAUUAUGAUGGGUUUCGUGGCGUUUAUAUUGCUAUGGGGGUUUCUUUCUGAUCGAUCAGAGGGAGGUGUUCUUACUGCUGCUGAGAAAACUAGCGUUCUAAAGCUCCAGGUUGGGUUGUUGGGCAUGGGGCGAUCACUGCAAAAGGAUCUUAAUCGGAUUGCUGAAACAGCAGAUACAUCCACCUCAGAGGGUUUAAGCUAUGUAUUGACAGAGACAACUCUAGCAUUGCUCCGCCAUCCUGAUUAUUGCAUCUCUGGUUAUUCAUCUGUGGAUAUGAAGCAGGGCAUAGAGGCAGGAGAAAAACGCUUCAAUCAACUUUCCAUUGAGGAGCGGGGUAAAUUUGAUGAGGAAACACUUGUCAAUGUAAACAAUAUUAGGAGGCGAAGCACAAACAACCAGAGAUCUAGUGGUUACAGCAAUGAAUACAUAGUGAUAACAAUCUUAGUGGCUGCUGAAGGAGUACACAAACUGCCCACCAUCAAUAGCAGUGGAGACUUGAAGGAAGCCCUGCAGAAACUUGGCUCUAUCCCCUCCAGCCGAACACUGGCUGUUGAGGUGUUGUGGACUCCUCAGAAUGAAAAUGACACUCUAUCAGAGCGGGAGUUGCUUGAAGAUUACCCACUUUUGAGGCCUCUAUAAGAACCUUUAAUUGGUUGCCUUGUACAUUUGAAUAACAGGUAUGAGCUACGCUGUUUUUAGUCCUCCAAGCGGUCUUUGUUUAGUGGAAGUUUUAUCUGUGGUACAGAGAACUUCCACCUAAGAUUGACUAGGCAGUCUAUUUUGUUUAAUCUGUAAAUAUUAUAAGCAGGGUGAGUGAAUCCAUUUCAGAGCAAAAUCUUCCUUUUCACCAAAACAGUUAUUGUAAUUUUUUUUGUCUCAGUAUUGUGAGAAGCUGCAGUGAGAUCUGAAAUGCCAUUUUACACCCCGUAGCUUGGGGGAGUUGAGGGUUAAAA